Camelina sativa (false flax) is the source of this 2368-nucleotide messenger RNA. Its product is annotated as receptor protein kinase-like protein ZAR1. The record is from RefSeq and is a predicted model, not a curated record. Gene Ontology annotation, biological process: protein phosphorylation. Gene Ontology annotation, molecular function: protein kinase activity; ATP binding; protein binding. NCBI's taxonomy places the organism in Eukaryota, Viridiplantae, Streptophyta, Magnoliopsida, Brassicales, Brassicaceae.
AAUCAUAUUCCUACGCACAAGAAUUCAAAAAACUGAUCAUGAGGUUCAUGACUACAUUACUACACGUUGCUAACAUGAAAUCAAAACCAUAAAAGAAUCCACCAACCUCGGUCAAAUCUCCCAUUAUAAUCCUUCUCCUUCGUCUUCACUGUUUAUCAUUUUCCUCUGCAGCAACUUCUCGUUGCUUCUUUAUAACAAACAAAAAGUUUCAAGAAAUAGAUUUAAUGAAAUUACUUUGUGUUCUUUCACUUCUAGUUUCUUCAAUCUUUGUCUGCAUGAGCCUUUGCUCCUCGCUCAAUUCCGACGGUUUAUCUUUACUAGCUCUCAAAUCCGCCGUCGAUAACGACCCGACCCGAGUAAUGACCCACUGGUCUGAAUCCGACCCGACUCCUUGCCGUUGGUCCGGGAUCGUCUGCACAAACGGCCGAGUCACCUCACUAGUACUCUUGGGGAAAAGUCUCUCCGGUUACAUUCCAUCAGAACUCGGUUUACUCGACUCGCUGAACCGGCUCGAUCUAGCUCACAACAAUUUCUCCAAAACCGUACCGGUUCGUCUUUUCCAAGCAACCAAGCUCCGGUACAUCGAUCUCUCUCAUAACUCACUCUCCGGUCCAAUCCCGGUCCAAAUCAAGUCCAUGACAUCUCUCAACCACCUCGAUUUCUCCUCUAACCAUCUCAACGGUUCACUCCCUGAGUCACUCGCUGAACUCGGAAGCCUCGCCGGAACUCUAAACCUUUCGUAUAACCGAUUCACCGGCGAGAUUCCACCGUCGUACGGUCGAUUUCCAGUUCACGUCAGCUUAGAUUUCAGUCACAACAAUCUAACCGGAAAAGUACCUCAGGUGGGAUCUCUGUUGAAUCAAGGACCAAUCGCGUUCGCCGGAAACUCUCAUCUCUGCGGCUUACCAUUGCAAACGCCGUGCGAAGAAAUCAAAACCCCUAGUUUCGUCACUUCGAAGCCGGAACUCCAGAAACCAAACCCUAGCGUAAUCAGCAACGACGACGCAAAGGAGGAGAAGAAGCAGCAGAUCACCGGAUCAGUGACGGUCUCUCUGAUUUCUGGCGUUUCGAUUGUAAUCGGAGCUGUUUCUAUCUCCGUAUGGCUAAUCCGGAAAAAACGAAGCUCCUCCGACGGGUACAAAACAGAGACAAAGACGACGACGACGACGGUGGUCUCGGAGUUCGACGAGGAAGGGCAAGAAGGUAAAUUCGUAGCGUUUGACGAAGGAUUCGAGCUCGAGCUUGAGGAUUUGCUGAGAGCAUCCGCUUACGUCAUAGGCAAGAGCAGAAGCGGGAUUGUGUACAGAGUAGUGGCGGCUGAAUCGUCCUCCACUGUUGUCGCCGUUAGAAGACUCAGCGACGGCAACGCCACGUGGCGGUUUAAGGACUUUGUGAAUGAAGCUGAGACCAUUGGUAGGAUCAAUCACCCUAACAUCGUAAGGCUUAGAGCUUACUACUAUGCAGAGGACGAGAAGCUUCUCAUCACUGAUUUCAUCAGCAAUGGCAGCUUGUACUCUGCCUUACAUGGUGGACCUUCAAAUACUCGGCCUCCACUCUCUUGGGCCGAGAGGUUACGUAUAGCACAAGGCACUUCUCGGGGUUUGAUGUAUAUACAUGAAUACAGUUCGAGAAAGUAUGUACACGGCAACCUUAAAUCAAACAAAAUCCUGUUAGAUAAUGAGAACCACCCUCACAUCUCAGGUUUUGGUCUCUCACGUCUGGUUUCGGGUUAUCCCAAACUCAUUGAUGAUUCACUAUCAUCAACCAGAACGCAAAGCAUUGACCAAGGAUUUUCCGCAAGACUCUCGCUCUCAGCUCAUGCAGCUGCUUACCUUGCACCCGAAGCCCGAGUUUCUUCUGGUUGCAAAUCAUCUCAGAAAAGCGAUGUUUAUUCAUUUGGUGUGAUUCUAUUGGAGUUGUUGACUGGUCGGUUACCUAAUGGUUCCUCUGAAAACGAAGGAGAAGAACUCGUGAAUGUUUUGAGGAAGUGGCACAAGGAAGAAAGGUUGUUGGCUGAGAUCUUAGACCCGAAGCUUCUACGACAGCGUUUUGAAGAUAAACAGGUUAUUGCAACCAUUCAUGUCGCUUUAAAUUGCACGGAAAUGAACCCGGAGAUGCGCCCUAGGAUGAGAUCUGUGUCUGAGAGUCUAGGUAGAAUCAAAUCGGACUAAACCUUUUUCUGAAAGAGUCCGGGAAGUGGUAUUAAUUGUGUAUGUUAAUUAAUCUCAGGCAAAGUGGAGUUUUAGUAGUUUAUAUGGUGAGUUUAACUGAAGGGUUUAUGGUUAAUUUCCGUAUCAAGUGGCUGUGUGUAUCUGUUUAUUAUCACAUAUUAUUCCUUGUAUUUUAAGGAAGAGCGUUUGGUUGUGUC